AUUAAAUUAAGUUAUUCCAAAAUAUUUUAUUAAUAGUUUACAAAAAGAAACAAUGUUGAAAUCUCCCCAACAAAUGAUUACACCCACAUUACAUCAACCGCUUCACUCCAAAGUCACAAACUAUUUAAAUGAUCAAAGGCGACAGGGACAAUUUUGUGAUUUGAUACUUGAGCUAGAAAGUGGCGAUUCAAUUUAUGGUCACUUUUGUGUGGUGGCCGCACAAAGCCGAUUUAUUGGCGGUUCUCAUUUUCAACAGAAAACCCUACAGUUUUCCAUACACAAUCCCUUAAAAGUAAAAAUUAAGAACUUCCAAUGUACCGAAUGUUUGCAAACUAUUGGUGAUUUUUUCUAUGAGGAUAUGGUCACCAUCAUUAAGGAACAUGAAACGCAUUUUAAGCAAUUGGCCAAAAUAUUGGUGGUUGGUGAAUUAAUGAAAAUAUUUCAAAUACCAGAAGAACCCCAUGAAAUUAUAGAGAUUACAAAGGGAGAUGUAAAUGGAAUUGCCGAUGAUUUAAUCAAAGUUGAAGAUGAGCAAGUUAUUAAACAAGAGGGAGUGAUAAAUGGAGAGGGCAAUUGUACAUAUAAAACAAAAAACGAGAAUAUAUUCGAUGAAAAGAAAACUUAUUUUAAGUUAAAAAAUCCCCGUUCCUCAUCCUCAAAUAGUAAAAUAAAUUAUUGCUUAGCCUGUGAAUUCAAAUGCUACCGCGUGCAUGAAAUGAUAACGCAUAUGCGCAAUUGUGAAGCCUCCCACUUGACGUGUUCUCUGUGUGAAGUAGGAUUUUUAAGCUGGCGCGAGUAUGAUUUCCAUUUAAGACGACACGAUGCCGACGUUAAAAAGCCAUUUUUCUGUCUUGAGUGUGGUAUACGUUUUAUGACCAAAGCAGCCCUUAUUCUACACCACCCCAAACACUCUAAGGAAACACCUCAUUUGUGUCCUCAUUGUGGCAAAGGUUUCAAAUGGAAACAGGGACUUAGCACUCAUCUUCAAGUUCACAAUGCUGAAAAACGUAUGCUAUGCGAUGUCUGUGGUUACAGUACCACACACAUGAAAGCUCUUAAAUCUCACAAACUACGACAUGCAGCCGAAUUCUUUAAAUGCCCACAUCCUGGCUGCCAUCAUCAGGCGAAUCGUAAAGAAAAUCUUAAACUUCACAUAGAAACCCACAAACAAGAACGACCAUUUGUGUGUGAAAUUUGCGGUUGCAAAUUUAGCUUGUCGAAAAAUCUCAAACGUCAUGCCAUGAAACAUUCCACCGAUAAUAUCAGUAAAUUUAAAUGUCAACUAUGUUCUUUCAGCAGUCAUCGUUCCGAUAAGCUUAAAGAGCAUGUGCAACGAGUGCACACGGAAAAAGCUAUGCAAUUAGAAUUGCCAGAAAUUGUUGAGAACGCCUUCGAGUCGAAAACAGAUUUAGACGAAUUUACAUUGCCCACGUUACCAUCUGAUUUGGAUUCUCAGAAAUCAGAGGAUAACCUUAGGCUGGCGAACGAGGAAAAUGAUAAGAAAAAAGUUCGUAAAAGACGUGUUUCGAAAAAGGUGGUGGAGAGAAAAUUAAAGCCCAUUGUGCCAAAAGGUAAAGUGGUAUUGAUAAAUGUUAGUAAAAUUUAAACAAAAUAAAUUUUAAAGUAAACGAAAUUAUAAAAUACUUCAAAUAUUA
Molecule: messenger RNA, 1655 nt
Organism: Calliphora vicina (urban bluebottle blowfly)
Lineage: Eukaryota; Metazoa; Arthropoda; Insecta; Diptera; Calliphoridae
Gene: Plzf
Product: Promyelocytic leukemia zinc finger
Exons: 2
Coding region: 53-1606 (517 amino acids)
Biological process (GO): regulation of DNA-templated transcription
Molecular function (GO): protein binding; DNA-binding transcription factor activity, RNA polymerase II-specific; RNA polymerase II cis-regulatory region sequence-specific DNA binding
Source: RefSeq, a predicted model, not a curated record